AUGCUGUCUUCACCCUAACUGGCUUCAUGCUUCUAAAACACCAGAUGUAAAAACGUGAAGUGUGCUUAAGUUAGCAAGUGCAUUGCUGGAAGACCAGUCUUUUAUCUAGCUCUUUUGCAGCCAGCAUAUUCUGCAACUAGAAAUGUUUUCUAGGUUGAAUAAUACUUCUCGCAGCUGUUGAAGAGUUAGCCAGCAAUAACCAUAACUGGGGAAUUUAAAUAACUUGUGAGUUGAUAAUGAUAAAAUAGUGGGGGAUUUUAACAAUAGCAAUGUAAAUGCUACUACUAGUGCAGCACAGACAACUUUAUUGGAUUUUAAAGUGUUGGAAAAAUUUAUUUAUUUUGAUACCUCAACACUGGGAGUUUAUGUUGUCAACAUUUAGUCUGAAGCUGCAGAAAGGAGUUUUUUUGAAGAAGCAGGAGAUAAUAAGCUGAUUCCUGGCAACUCGUUGUUAAGCUGAGCACUGAUUUAAGGCAGUAUAAUGAGUCGGCAGUGCUAAUACUUUUUUCUACUGACAAUAGUGCUUUUUGUUGUUGAAGAUUUUUUGCUUGUUGGGUUGGGGUUUUUUUGUUUGUUUGCUUUUUAAUGAAGUACAGUAAGGUGGUAUGUUCAGAAAUAUGAGUAGCUUACUUACGUUGUCCAAACCCACCACUAACGAUCAAGCAAUGUCUGCAUUUCCAGAGAAGACAAGUGACUGAAGCUUUUAAAGCAGUUUGUUCAUUAGUUUGUUUUUUCAAAAAUUCAAGUAUACUUGUAACAGGAUAGCCUAGGUACUAGAAGAUGUAGCUUAAAAGUUCAAAUAUUACAAGCAUGUAUUACAGUGAGAAGCAGAGUAAGUGCAGUGUGCUGACAGAAGCUUGUGAGUUCUUGGAAUGUCAGGAUGAUUGCUGAUGGAGAUGAGGACAGAUGACACCAGGGAGGAGGUUGUGUGCAAAUUCCUUUCUGCUAUUAGAGACAUUCUUGCUAAAGUUUGCAGACAUAGAUCUUGAGUCCUGUAGUAACAUGUUUAGAGAUACCUUGUGGAUUCACAUUAAUGGAUGGGUUUUUGUAACGUGGCUGUCAUGGGUUGAACAAAACCAGCAGUGGCUAUACCCAGACAAUUGUGGGAAACAAAAAUUAACCAUCCACAAGUAUAAGACUACUGAAAUAAAAGGCAAACACAGAGCUGCUCAGGAAUCAAUCUGCUACGGAUUUUGUUAAAUAUUUAUUUGUAUGACAAGGAGGUAUGAACACUGGGGAGAAAAGGUUCAUUUUCUGGAAGAAAAACAUAAGUUAGUUGAUUUUGUCAGUCAGAACAGAUUCUUGAUCCUGAUUCUGGGCAAUGAAAUAUUCUUUUUGAUGUUUUAUUCUUCCUUUAUUAUAGUAGCAGGAUCUCUACACAAACAAAUACCAAACCUUCCUAACUUUUUUUUCCCUACUAGCUGGAGCAGCUUACAAGAUGUCUGACUAAUUCCUAGCUUUUAAUUGUAUUGAUAGGAGGCUUGCAUACUAUUUUGUUACUUGCCUAUUUUUCAGGUGAUAGGGUUUACUUCUAAUUUUCCAUUUUUAGUCCAUAUGUGCCUUUUUCCAUCCUUCUGAAGAUGGGAUGAGGAAGAUAAACAUAGUCGCUGCUGACUACAAUUGACAGAGCUAGACAGAGGCAGUCAGUUUUUGUGACCUUUGUAAAGCUGAGGAAGUAAAGGUGCUGUUUUGUGUGGAUGUAUGGGGCCACUUACAGCUAUUACUGUUUUUGUGAGAAUAGUCUCUGUCACCUGGGAUGAUAACAUGUAAUAUCUCUUCCUAACAUGACUGGGCUUAGACUGGGACUCAGUAAUGACUCCUUAUCUGGUCUGUGGCCCAAGCAUGUUGUCUAAAAGACUUUGUUUUUAGACAAAAAUGUUUUUGAUGUGUGUGGUAAUCUUAACACAUGAUUUUCACCUUAGCUUUCCUUUGAGAAAGGCAUAGGUAAAAUUCUUUCUAAUUAUCUGUGUCUCCAGUUCUUUUUGGAGUGAUCCCACACUGUUUUGCUAAGUCCACAAACUACUUUGUGACUAUGCCUGUGAAGUUCAUCUUGUUGUAGUUCAUCAUUUGUUGUGCAAAGAAGCUGAAAGAACUUGCUGUGGUCAGACACUGAGCACAAAUAGCAUGUAAAAUUCAGAAUUUGCUCAUAUUAAACACUGUUUUUUUAGGCAUCUGUCAUCUUCUGAAGAUAAUUGUAGUAUCUUCAAUAUACUAGAGUUGGAUCAAGAAUUUGGAGAUAGCUGCCUAUUCCCUUUCUGGGAAGAAUAGAAAAUUUUAAUCUGUGAUGAGGCUUAAAUACUCACUGCUCCAAAUGUGUUUUAUUUACCGUCUUACUGCUUUCAGAAUUCUGAUCCUCAGGCAGUUGUAAAUGGUCCAUAGGGCCGUACAGUGAAAGUCUGGAACAUCUAAAUUCUGUGUGCUUGUUGGUUUGCAAGGAAGUUUUAUGGCUGGCUGACAGGGAUCUCUUGUUGUAGCCUUGUUUAUUGGCAAUCCUGUGUCCAGGAACAUCUUGUGUUAAUUCCUAUUCCACUUUCUACAUUUUCAUUUGAAUCGCCUACAAAACCAAGGCAGUUGCUGUUUUCUUAGUUGUAUGCUGUUUUCUCAGUUAUAGGUCUCCUGCUGCAAAUGACAUUAAAAUGCAGGCAAAACUAGCAAAACCACCUACAGAUAAUUUAAACAAGAAAAAGGAGAUUGCAUAUUGCUUAACUGUUGAAUUUUCCUACAGCUUGUCUGCUAAAAGCCAGACUUCAUGUGGCAUAGUUGUAGUUCAGACAACUGUUUUAGUAACUCCUUGGGUAUGGAGACUGUGAUUGCAAAGAUUAUGGCCACUAACAACGAGGAGCAGGUGAUUAGACACCAUCACUUGAAUUUCCAUGUGGAAUAUCCUUGAAACAGCCAGGGAGAGUUGCUGUUCUUUGGCUGAUGAGAAGAACUCAUUAGACUUUGCUAACAUGUAUCUAUGAUUGCUAAUCUGAUCUGUGCAGCUUUGACGUCCGCCCCAGUUGUGGGGAUAGGGGAUAGGACAGUGCAGCGAAGCAUUUUAAAAAUAGAUGCAAAUGCGUACAUAGGGUUACUGCAACUCCAGUCUCACUGGUGUUAGAUUAGUUAUGUUAGGCUUGAUAGUCCACCAGCUGUCUACUCAGAUGUGGUAGGUUUUGUUGUCCCUUUCUUUUUUUUUUCCAAGUGUGUUAAAAAAAGAGCUUUCUUUAUUGUCCUUAUCUCUGAAAUCACGAGAUGUAUUUAUGAGAUGGCCCUUGCAAACCAGUGGGAUAAUGUUAGGGGAGGAUAUGAAUAUGAAGGUUUGAAAAUGGAAGAAGUUGCCAAGAAGUGUGGGUUCCAAGUGGGAGUAAGAGAUGAUCUUCUGAUAUUAAGCCUCAGAGUAUUGCCUUGUUAGAUGGCUGGAGAAGCAGGAGGUAAACCCAUGGAAAUUAUAGAAGAUGAGCAGGGGUAAGAGUAGUGUGGCUGUGCAUGUUCCAGGUGGCCCAUCAGCCACCUGUGAAGAGAGGCUGUGGGGGCUCUAAGUGAUGAGUGCUAUUAGAAGGUCAUUAAGGUCUUUAGGAGCAGAUGGUGUGAGGCCUAAACUGCAGAAGCAAAAUUGGAGGGUACUGAGGAUGGAGCUGGAGAACAGCACACCGACAACUUGAAACUGCCAAGGCAUGGAAGAGAGAAAGAGUAGUGACCAGAGAGGAAAGGUGAGUCAUUAGUGGUAUCUGUGUGGAGUUUGGUGUUAUUUUCCUAGCCCCUAAACAGGUUUGUCAUGUAGUGAAGAGAAGUUAGAGGAAAGUGGGAAAUUAGAAAGAAGAGUGAGUGCUGAGCAGUGGAAAGAUCAGAUAUACAUCAGAGAGAGGCAGAUUCAUGAAGCAAUAAUCCCACCUGGCUGUAUCUUUAUCUUUACGUGUUAAUUAUUUUCAAAUACAACUAGAAUGGUUUUCAUUUUAUGUAUGGAUAUAGUCACCUUGAAUUGGAGUAGUUGAAAGGAGAGGCAUGAAAGGUUUCUUUAAGAAAAACUAGUUUUCCAAAUUUAAUAAUUGUGUUUAUUUUGAUCAGUCUCAAGCACAGAAUUUUAAUUUAGCUUAUGUCUGUCACAUUUUCAUUUUAGGAAACACUUGUGCACAUUAGUUUCCAAAACUCCCUACCGAAGGAAGUGUUCUUCAAAAAACCAGACGAUAAUCUCAUUAAAAUGUGAGACUGUAGAAAAAUGUAAAUAACAGGAGAAUGAGUUGUUCAGAGCAUGUCAUUCCCUGUGGAUAUAUUGAACAAUUACAGUCAUGAAGACUUGGAGAACUCAGCAGAGGGCUACUUCUUUGACCUUCGAUGGGGGAAUCCAAACUCUCCUGAAUUCUUUUCUCUGCCAGACCACCGCAAGGUUCCUAUUACCUUGACAUCUGUGGGUUUUGUUCCUCUCUAUGGUGAAGAGCAGACACACAAAGUUCUUGCACUGUUUGCACCAUGGGACUCACUCACAGCUGUAGCCCUGUAUCUUGCUGACCAGUGGUGGUCAAUUGAUGACAUUGUGAAAACAUCUGUCCCUGCUAGACAGGGGCUUCAUCAGGUGAAGUCUGUUGGAGAGAGAGUUGUUCUCUAUGUUCUAAAUCGAAUUAUCUAUCGAACACAAGAAAUGGAAAGAAAUGAGAUCCCAUUUCUCUGUCAUGGUAGCAGCCAUUAUGCUAAGAUCAUGUGGAAAAAAGGAGAGGCUAUUGGGUUCUAUUCUGUUAAACCUACAGGAAGUGUUUGUAGCUCUCUUCCUCAUCAGAAGUAUAAGUUGCCAGUGCUAGACACAAUGUUUGUUAGAAAGAAACAUCGUGGGAAAGACUCUGGGUUAAUCAUGUUGGAAGACUUUGUGGAUUCCUUUACUGAAGAGUCUCUUGGCCUGCGAUAUCCACUGUCAUCUUUCAUGUAUACAGCUUGUAAGCAGUACCUUGAGAAGUACCCUGGGGAUAAAAACCUUUUGUGGCAAGUGGAGGGAGGAGGAGAUUGGUUCCAGAGAAAGUCUAUUAUGUCUAUAGUGCAAAACGAAAAUCUCAAACUUGCAGAGGCCUCAAAGAAGGAAAAUAAGAGUUUGCAAGCAGAGGACAAUCUUUGUCAGUCUGCAGUAUCUGAAGCAGGUGGACCAAGGACUGAGGUAGAAACACAACUAAGUGCUGACUCUCAAAAAGGUAAAGAAUCAACAGAUGUCCAUGCAAGCACAUCUGAAGACCCUAAUGCAACUCACAUUUCCAUCUGGACACGAAGCAGUCAUUUAAAGCAUCAGAGGCUAAAUAAAAAUAGACAGGAACCUGGACUUGAAACUUCGCAACAAGAUGAGGAAAAUGCUCUUCAAAUAUCCAAAAGCAGGCCAGAACUUCUUGCCCACACAUCUGAAAGCUCUGAAGACUUAGUAGAAGUGCCUAAGGUGGAUACUGUUGACAAGGAUGAGGAAAUAAUUGUUGAAAAUGAGGACCAGUCUAUAUUAGAAGCGGAAAUGCAUGCAUCACCCUCUGAGAAACAAAGUGAGAUGGAGGAAAUGCCAUCAGAACCUCUUAAUGGUGAGGUAGCAGAAGAAACUGGUGAGACCUCACUCAUGGCUGAAGGGGAGAUGGUAAAUGAAGUUCCAAGUGGCGAAUCAAAAUUGCUGUCUGAGAAUCAAGGAAAAGAGCCUGUAACACCAUUUGUUCCAUUAACCCUUGAUUCUCCAGGAAAACCCCCAGAAGACACUGAAUCAGAGAAGGUUUUAAAUGAAAAUGAUUCAGAAAUGCUGACUGAAGAAGUUACAUCAGUAGAGAAGGAGGGCACCGAAGAACAGCAAGAAUCUGAAAAGGCCAGCACUGAAAAUGCAGCUGCUUUGGCAUCAAAGGAAGAACCCUCUGACAAUGGCCUGCCCAACUCUGUGGUAACUGAAGCAGCAGAAGAACCUGUUUCUGAAAAACUACCUUCCUCAUUAGAAGAUCAAAAUGAGGAAGCAGGGCACAACUCGCAGGAGGCUCCUGCUGCCUUGAGUCAGAGCUCCUUGGUAAUGGUUGAACUUGAGGGUGUUUCUUUUCAGCAGCCUUCUGGACAGGAAGCACAGAAGAACCAGUUGGAAGAGCCCUCAGAAGAGUCUACAGAGCAGACAGAUCACUACACGCAGACAGUGGCAGAGCGGGCUGCUGACAGCAGCUCUGAGGAAGCAGAAAUUGAGGUACCUGUUGUAGAUCGGAGAAACUUGCGAAGAAAGGCUAAAGGCUACAAAGGUCCACCCAAGAAAAAGGGAAAGCCAGCUUAAAAAUCAAAUAGGGAUAAUUUAUCUAUUUAUCACAAGGCUGUUUUGUGUAAAACAUUAAGGUGUAACUGCACCAUAUCUGGCACGGGACACAUGUGCUUAAAAUUCUGUGUUGGAUUUCUUCUUGGGUUCAUCACCUUUCUUCAAGUUUUGAUUUGUUCUUUAAAUUUAACCACUAGAAAUUGAACUUCUUCAUAGUAUGAAAGUAAAUAGCCAGUCUUCUCCCUUCAUAAAGGAUACAUGAUGAAUAAAUACAGUUGUGCUAUCAAAAGGAAUAAUUUGUAUAUUUGAGGUGGUAGUCAUGGAAGAAAAAUGCAGUGUGAAAUCCUGGCCCUGUCAAGGUCCCUUAAAUUGCUAUAGACUUCCUUGUCACUGGACAUGACUCGAGAUAAUUUUUUUUAAUAACUUUGUGUUCUCUACUGUGGAGAAAAGCAGAACAAGAAAAAUUCUUCAUUGUUUCUUGUUCCCUUCCCACAGUUAAGAGAUUAAAAGAAUGUAAGAUUCUUCAUUCUAGGUCUCAAAAUGUACAAGAAGAUAUAGCUCAGUAGAUCAAUGCAAUGUGAGCAGCACUUGUCUUUCAUGAGAAUCACUUGAAACAGCUGAGUCGGUAGAAUGCAGUGCAGUGUCUGCCACAGCACUUCCUGAUAAUGGAUUUCUUGAGCAAAGAUUAAGAGAUGUCUACGCAGCAAACUAUUUGUAGCUUCCAAAGCAAGCAUUUUGCUAAGCCCAAGUUUUUCCAGAGUAUAUGGAAGGGAGCCUCCAUAUGGAAUCAUUUGAACUGCCUUCCUAACUACUUGCAUGUGUUGAGUGGAUAGCUGCUUCCUUGUUGCAUUACAGGAAAAGGAUAUGACAACUCUUGAUCUUGUUUUGGUCUGAAUGGAAGUGGUUCUUUGUGUUUUCCAAAUACCUGGCUGGUGCUGUGGGGUAACUGCUAAAAUGUUGUGUCUUCCAGGUGUGUGACUCCUGUGAGCACUGACAUUUUAGGUGGUUGUGAUAUUCAUUUGUGUAUUAGUGGGUAUUUCAGCAAAUGUUUGCUUGCCAAACUUCUAUGCCUUUAGGAGUUAGUGGGUGAUACCUUGCAAAUACUUCUGAUUCCCACUUUUGUUUUCUAACUUGAGUGUAGUUUCUGGGAUUAUAGCUUCCCAGUUGAUGACUUUUCUUAAAAGCAGCAACCAAAAUUCACUGUAUGCCAACAGGAAUAAACCCAGACUUUUCAUGCUCAUAUCCCUUCUGAGGUUCUCUUGGCAAACUGUGUAUUUAACUUGUCCCACAUACCUAAGUUGGCCUUAGUUUGCUGUGUGUUUCUUUCCUAUAAAUGCAGAUCAUUUUGUAAUGGGCUAAAAACUCAGAAAUAAAAGAACAAUUAUCCUGAGAACAGAAAAUUACACCAUCUUUUGUCCUGCCUAUGCCUUUUCCAAGACGCAUGAACUAGUCUUGUGUAGUGUCUCAAAAAUAGAGGUACGAGGUUCACUUGAAUAGUUGCAAUGCUGUCUUAACUUUUAUCCCUUUAUGAAGUUAGUGUAAGAAUCGGGUUUUGGAUUUUUAUGCUUAUAAAGUUUAACUCUAUUUAUAAGUUAUUUUAACUACUUAAGAUACAUUCAUACUUUUUUUUUCAGGUGAUGAAGUACCAUGCUCCUUUUUAAUCUGUUAAGAGCAACUUACAGAAAAAAAAAAAAGGAAGUUUUAAAAAAAUGUGUGUUACCUAACUUUAGAUUCAGGCUGUGUGAGAUUACUGAGUUAAAUAUGGGUUUUUGUGUAAACAUAUUCAAGUGAACCUUAUGUAUUUCUAAAACUCAUAAAGCUUUUUAUAUAAAGCAUAUAAGACAAAAUUUUUGGUAUUUUCUGUAUGUUUUCUCUUUUACUGCUGAGAUUAAUUGUUUAAAAAAAAAAAAGUGGCUAGAAAACACAUCUGUUGCAUUGCUAAGAAUUGGGGAUUUUUGAGGACUGGUGGUCCUCAAAGUGGUUGUAUACAGUAUACUGCAACUCAUCUUCCAUUUUUAGGGCAAGAUUUACUGAAGAUUCAUCUUCUGAGUCCUUCAAUUGAUACAAAUGUGUCCACUUCAAAGAAGUUAAAGAUUAUUUUAUGAGGCCAGUAAUUUCAAUUACUUCGAGGUGGCUUUUUGAUAUGUAUGUUUAUCACUUAUAUUUCUGGUGAGCUGCAAAACUGUUAAUGAGAAGAAGUAUGAAAUCUGUUCAUAAUUUCACUCACCUGGCUUUUACUUUUCAUGGCUAAGUUGGAAUGAUUUCAAUUUGUACCUUUCUUUUGAAUCAUUUGCAGAGUAAAUACAUAAAUAUUAUGAGAAUAUGACAUUAUGAUAGUUUUUGUUUCUAUUGAGAACAAUAAAAUCUCUGAUCUCAUUUCAGUGAGUCAGUUUUAAAUAGUGAACUUAAAUUCACACAUUAAAAGUAUACUCUUGAGUAGAUAUCUUUAUAAAUCUGGGGUGCCUGGGAUAAUAGCUGAUGAGCAGGCUUUUACAAACAGAAUGUGGGCAAUUGUGGUGCAAUUAGCAAUUCCAAUAACCACUACAGUCAUGAAAGAUGGACGCUGUUCUAACAGUGAUCACAGCAGUACUUUGCACCAAAGGACACAUUUUAUUUCUACAACAACUUCUUUGGCAUCAAUCUUUCUCCAGUAAAUUCAGAGUAGCAAAAUCAAAAUACUGACUUUAAGUAAUAGUUUUUAUUGCUGUACUGAUUGUCCCACAGGAACAGUAGUUCAAUAUCUUAUUAAUUCUAUUACACUUAUGUAAGGGAAUGUGUUUGACAGCUAUAUUGACUGCAGUGCUUUACCUUGGGGACUAUUAACUGUGUUAUUAACAUCAAACUCUUAAACAAUUUUAAAGAUCCUAUUGCACCAGCAAUGAAAGAUUAAAAGAUCAACUUUAUACAAGUUUGUACCAAAUGUUAUUACAACAUGCUGUGGAACUAUGUGUGUACAGUGAAAGCAGGCAGUAUUAUUUUUGAGCUUUACUUAGUCUAGGAAUAGAGUUUAAAGAACAUUAAUUUGUGACUUCAGCCUUGCACUUAAAUGGUAAAUGGUUUUGUACUUGAAUCCAAUAUUUGUUCAAAUGUCUGUCUUGUACUGCUUCUCCCAUAUUCUCUCUUGGUCCAUUUUAAUUUAAUGCAGAAUCCUUGUUUGCUGUUCUGUUUCACAGUCCUUCGCAUGAAAGUGUAUACAUCUUAUUUCAAAAGCGCUUUAACUUAUUUCAAAUGAUGUCCAGCCUUGCUGCUUUUUUUUUGUACCAUUUCUUUUGUAAAUGUCAAUAAUCAAAUUGAUCAUUUAUGAUGUCAUUGACACUAUUAGCAACAAAUUGGCCUAAGUUUCAGCUUCCUUGCUUCUAAGUGACUGUUCUAAAAUAUUACUAUGGGGAUACACUUUAAAUUUAUUUCCACAAAUGUGGUGUUAGGUGUUUUCUAAACUGGUGAUACCCUGUUUAUAAAUCUUAUGAAAGAUGUAUUGCUAUUGCAUAGUAUUGUACCUUAGUCUUGUUACUGUGUUAAUUUUUCCUUUUUUUAGUACUGUCUUGGCUGCUUUUGAAAUGUUUUGAAGUAGUAAUAAACUUUUAUUUUGUGAUUA
Molecule: messenger RNA, 9815 nt
Organism: Motacilla alba alba
Lineage: Eukaryota; Metazoa; Chordata; Aves; Passeriformes; Motacillidae
Gene: FAM169A
Product: family with sequence similarity 169 member A
Exons: 14
Coding region: 4232-6241 (669 amino acids)
Source: RefSeq, a predicted model, not a curated record